AUGAUAAGCGGUGUGUUGUUGAUGGUGGCUGUGAUAUCAGGCAUAGUGUGCGGUGACACACCAAGACCGUCGGGCGCUCGGGCGACGUUCAAAGACGUUGGCCAGGCUGAGAGGCAUUUGCUGGCUGCACUUGGUAUGAAGCGAAGACCUGUGGUAGACAAGUCUAAGGUAGAGAUACCAGUUGCUAUGCUGGAACUGUAUAACAUGCAAGCGUCCAACGACUUUGACACUACCGGGUUACCUUUGCCCGGUCGUCAUGUAAAAUCAGCAAACACCGCCAGAACGUAUCUUCAUAGAGAAUCUGAGCCAAAAAAUCCCAAGUGUCGGAAAUACCGGAUGCAGUUUGCUGUAGACCCACUUCCAGAAGGCGAAUGGUUAACGGCAGCCGAACUAAGGUUGACGCCGUUACGGAACAGGCCGUCAGGUCAUCCGACUCGAGUUCAAGUGCUCAUUCAUGAUAUCGUUCAACCAGGUGUCCGAGGUGUCUCGAAACCCGUUCUGCGACUAUUGGAUUCGCUGUUCGUGGAUCUCGAAGAAAACGGCGAUGAGGCCGUCGUAUUGGAUGUGACACCAGCGUUGGAGCGGUGGUCGCACCAGGAAAACAAGGGUCGAUUAGACGAGGUCAACCAUGGUUUGCUGGUGGAGACGCUGACAGGAGGUCACGGCCGGGCGCCUAUACCCGAAACGUUUGAGCUCCAUGACGGUCACCGGCCAGCAUUGCUGGUGUACUCGGAUGAUGGUAAGAACAGCAGGCCGGUGGGACCGCCUCGGCGGAAACGGUCGCCUUCUCAGCAACGGAAUGGUAACAAGCGGCGAAAAGACGGUUCCAACGCCGGACGAAAUAUAUGCCAAAGGCAUCCCCUCUAUGUAGACUUUACGGAUGUCGGUUGGGAUGACUGGAUCGUAGCACCACCCGGCUACGACGCUUAUUACUGCCAGGGCGACUGUCCGUUCCCCGUCGCUGAGCAUCUAAAUACCACCAAUCACGCUAUCGUGCAAACCCUGGUGAACUCGAUGAACCCUACCGCGGUGCCCAAAGCGUGUUGCGUGCCCACCCAGUUAGCGUCCAUAUCCAUGUUAUACCUGGACGAAGAUAACAAGGUGGUGCUCAAGAACUACCAGGACAUGCAGGUACUGGGAUGUGGGUGCAGGUAGUCCGACUCUCCGGCUGUCACCACCGCACCAUACUUCAUGCGCACCACAAACACACACACACAUUCACAGCGUCGCCCAAAGAUAUUAUUUUUUUUUUACUAUUAUUUUAUGUGUCUCUCGAAACGAGGCGGUUUUUUCUUUAUUAUAUAUAUUUUUUUUGUUCAUUCUCAUUCGAAGGUUUUUACUAAAUGAUUUAUCG
Messenger RNA from Daktulosphaira vitifoliae (grape phylloxera), 1354 nucleotides. RefSeq names its product protein decapentaplegic-like. Gene Ontology annotation, biological process: SMAD protein signal transduction; BMP signaling pathway. Gene Ontology annotation, cellular component: extracellular region. The record is from RefSeq and is a predicted model, not a curated record. Gene Ontology annotation, molecular function: growth factor activity; cytokine activity. NCBI's taxonomy places the organism in Eukaryota, Metazoa, Arthropoda, Insecta, Hemiptera, Phylloxeridae. The transcript is spliced from 2 exons. The coding region runs from base 1 to 1155 and encodes 384 amino acids.